GCUGUGGAAGCUACAGCAACUGUUCUGAGCUCAGUAACAUCUUUCAUAGUGCAAUAUAUGAAAAUUAACUGGGACCUUCUUGGAGAACUGACAUUAGGGAUCUUCUCUGUAAUAAAUGCUGGUUCACUCUUUCUCAUGUACUUGACUACCAACAUCUGGGCAUGCUACACCAGCUAUCUCGUGUUCAAAGCCUGCUAUAUGUUCCUCAUAACAGUAGCCACGUUCCAGAUCGCCGUCACCCUGAGCGUGGAGCGCUACGCCCUGGUGUUUGGCUUCAACAACUUCAUGGCCCUGCUGAUCCAGACCAUCCUUACGGCAGUCGUCGUGGAUUCAAGAGGCCUGGGGCUGGACAUAGCUACUCAGUUUUUAAUUUAUGGCAGUUACUUCGCAGUCAUAGCUGGGAUUUUCUUCAUCAGAAGCAUUUGCACACUCCUCUCCAGAAAAUGCAAGAGGGAAAUAGUGAGUUCUUGCAAAGAGUGUGUGAGCCAUGCUGAAGAGGAGCCGAGGGAGCAG
This is a messenger RNA of Merops nubicus (carmine bee-eater), 513 nucleotides long. RefSeq names its product thiamine transporter 2-like. NCBI's taxonomy places the organism in Eukaryota, Metazoa, Chordata, Aves, Coraciiformes, Meropidae. Gene Ontology annotation, cellular component: plasma membrane. Gene Ontology annotation, biological process: transmembrane transport; vitamin transport. The transcript is spliced from 4 exons. The annotation marks the transcript as partial. The record is from RefSeq and is a predicted model, not a curated record. Gene Ontology annotation, molecular function: thiamine transmembrane transporter activity.